Arachis stenosperma is the source of this 1205-nucleotide messenger RNA. Its product is annotated as GEM-like protein 2. Bases 119 to 937 code for a protein of 272 amino acids. The record is from RefSeq and is a predicted model, not a curated record. The transcript is spliced from 5 exons. NCBI's taxonomy places the organism in Eukaryota, Viridiplantae, Streptophyta, Magnoliopsida, Fabales, Fabaceae.
UUCGGCUUUUAUUAUGCACCAUAUAUCUUGAACUUACUCAUCACUAUCACUUCAAUUUGAUUGCUAACUCGUUUAAUCUUAAAUAUGCUCUUUUGUUGCUCACUCUUCCACAAGAACAAUGAAUAAUCACACAGAGAUUCCGAUCACAACUAACAGCAACAACAUCAACAACCCCAACAACCCUUAUGUUCAUAUCUCCCCUGCUCCUCCUUCCUCUGCAUCAAACAACAACAACCGUCCUAAUCAAACAUUGGAUUCAAUAUGUGAUGGAUUUAACCGCUGCAGCAGGACGGUUGAAAAAGCUGCUAGACAUGCAGAAAACAUGGUUGAUAAUUUCUGGAACCAUAUAAGAAUAAGUUCAAGUCCAGCAGAUGCAGCAAUGGCAAGAAUUGUUCAAGGAACAAGGGCACUCACAAAUGGAGGAUCUGACAAACUGUUUCAACAAACAUUUGGGUUUGUACCAGGAGAGAGGCUAUUGAAGCCAUUUGCAUGCUACAUAUCAACAACAUCUGGACCUGUGAUUGGAACACUUUAUGUGUCCAAUAAAAGAGUUGCAUUUUGCAGUGACUAUCCAAUUUGUCACCAUCCCAUGUCCUUUCAGCACCAUAGAUCCUCCUGUAUUUACUAUAAGGUUAGGAUGUCUAGAUUACACUCUAUGGGUGCGGCCCUUUCCCGGACACUCUAUGACACAGAUAUGUAUCGUACAAAUAGACAUACAACACAGGUUGUAUUGGAGCUGCCUCAGGUAAGCACAGUGAGCCCUUCCACAAAUAGAUUCAACCCUUCAGAAAAAUACAUCCAAAUUGUGUCAGUUGAUGGUUAUGAGUUCUACUUCAUGGGGUUUAUAUCAUAUGACAUGGCUCUCAAGACUCUCAAUGAGGCACUGCUUCAAUUUCACAACUAUUCCGGUGGAAAUGGAAGGCUUCAGCUGCAGUGACAAAUGAAAAUGUAUGCUUAGAUCAAUCCCAUAAAAUGUGUCCAGAAAAAUAAGGUGCUUCCUUCAAUGUAUCUAUUCACCAAGACACUAAAGAAACAUUCUUGUUACACAAUGUUUUUCUGGUCUGUGUUAGAGCUUUGUUGCAUUGCACUUUUCAGUGGAAGCCAAUUAGAAUGAAUCUUUAUUAUGGCUACUAUAUUCAAAUUUUAUAGACACAAUGAAACCAACAUUUGUAAUUAUAGUCUUAGUAGAGAGAGAAUUUAGGAUC